AUGGCCGCAAACACCUUAGAAAAGGAUGAAAUCCACGAUCAAAUCGCGCAAGAGCUUUUGCAAACCCCGUUUGCAUGCUCUUCCCUCAGUCGCCUAUCCGGCGGCACCGCCAAUUUCGUCUACCGAGGCACACCCUCCUCGGCGUCCCUAGAUUCCAUUAUCAUUAAGCAUACCACGGACUAUGUCGCUUCCAAUCGGGAUUUCAAGCUUGAUGCGAAGCGGUGUCAUUAUGAAAAUGCCAUCCUCCAAGCACUCGAUGGUGGUCUGCUGUCCUACUCUCAGGAAAGCUUCACUGUCAAAACUCCACGAGUCUUUCAUUUUGAUCGAGAAACAAAUACCCAAAUUAUGGAGGAUCUCCCCAAUUCCCUCGAUCUGAAGAAUUUUCUCCUCUCGAAGCUAGCGCAGGACGUGUCAGAGUCCUCGGCGCGUUCGCUUGGUUGCUCCUUAGGAUCCUGGCUACGAUCGUUUCACGAAUGGGGAAUCAAGAAGGAACAGACGGAGACUAGGGAAUUGCUUAAUCAGAAUGGGACGAUGAAAGACCUGAAGUUCUACGUUAACUAUUCUAUGCUGUUGGACACUAUGGCGAACUUCCCGGACAUCCUAGAAGAGAGUCGAGGUGUUUUUGAGGAAGUUCACAAGUUUGCGGCAGCCGAGCUGAAACAAGAAGAUAAUGAUGAUGAAUACGGACUUAUUCACGGCGAUUUCUGGACAGGAAACGUUCUCAUCCCGAACGCACCGCUUGUUGAUCAGUCUAAAACAACGUUGUUUAUCAUUGACUGGGAACUGUCACAAAUUGGGAGCCGAGCGUUAGAUCUGGGCCAGAUGAUUGCUGAAUUAUACGAAACGAAGCUCUUCAAAGAGGUAGAUUGUGGGAUGUGGGUUAUUCAAGGAUUUUUGGAAGGAUAUGGGCCUCUUAGCUACAAGAUGGCAUUUCGGACCGCGAUCCACGUCGGGGUUCACUUGGUGUGCUGGGGAAGUAGAGUGCCUGGCUGGGGCAGCCAGCAGCAAAUCGAGGAGGUUGUGAAGGUGGGCAGAGACCUUAUUGUGCAAGGGUGGAUGGAAAACAAGGCAUGGUUCGAAAGAGACAGUCUGGGAUGCCUUUUCAAGCGGUUUGUAGGCGAACGGUCAAGUUAA
Molecule: messenger RNA, 1134 nt
Organism: Penicillium riverlandense
Lineage: Eukaryota; Fungi; Ascomycota; Eurotiomycetes; Eurotiales; Aspergillaceae
Exons: 3
Coding region: 1-1134 (377 amino acids)
Source: RefSeq, a predicted model, not a curated record